Symbiodinium natans is the source of this 1854-nucleotide messenger RNA. The record is from the annotation of a GenBank genome assembly. NCBI's taxonomy places the organism in Eukaryota, Dinophyceae, Suessiales, Symbiodiniaceae.
AUGAAGACUGGUGGGCUCCGUCGGACUCCGGCGCUGCUUCCGGGGGCCUUGGCCCUGGCUCUAUGCCUCGCGAGCGUGCGCUUGGCUGGACAGGUAAUGGGCUUCGUGCCCUCGGCACCCUCCACGUCUCUCCGCACCAGAGCCGCGCCGCGCGUGGCCUUGGCUGCCUCCAUGCGAGACAGUGAAGGCAACAAAGUGCGAGAGCCAAAGACCUUCGACGCAUCCGAUGUCUCCAGCGUGGCAGGCACAGUGACUGUGGAGUACAAGAAGAGGCCCUUCGGCGUGCUCUCCUACGCACCUUCCACCAGCGGCAAGGGAGCGAUGGUCUGGAACAUGAACGAGAACUCCCGGUACCCUGGAGACCCCCAGGGCCAAGCCUGGACGGGCGGCGUGAAGCAGUACAUGGCGGUGAAGUCCAUCGCCGGCCAGGACGUGAGCACUUGGGACUUCUGGGACAUUCUCGAUCUGCUGGACGACAAGAUCCUCGACAACUCGGCAGGCAUCUUCCAGUCCAGCGGAAGUGGCUCUAUGGGCAACAAGCCUGCCGAGCUUCCCCUUGCCGUAGAGUACGUGGAGUUCAGCUCCAUGGGUGGUGCACCCGCGGCCCCAGCGGCUGGAAGUGGCGAGCAGUUCGUCGACACCCGGGAUGAGAGGUUCAAGGACUUGCCAAAGGAUGCCACGAUCAAGGAGUACAAGAUCCCCGUGGCGCCCCCCACGUACACCAGCAGCGCAGUGGAGGGAUUGCGGGGUGUGGUGGCCGCUAUGCCCGAGCCGGUUGGCCACACGGGACCACGCUACCAAGGCAAGGCAUCGCUGAAUGAAGCUAGCAUUCGGCAGAUGCUGUCCCAGUUCAAGAACGGCCAGAUUCUGCCGAUGAAGGAUGCGUACCAGCUGGCCAUUGAUGCCUUUGACAUCCUGGUCAAGGAGAAGACCCUGGGCCGGGUGUCAGUUCCCGUGGGCAAGAAGGUCACCGUCGUGGGCGACCUGCACGGCCAGCUGUUUGACUUCGAUCACAUGCUGAGCCUCGCGGGGUUCCCGUCGCCAGACAACCAGUUCCUUUUCAACGGUGACUUCGUGGAUCGCGGUCCCUGGAGCGUUGAGGUGAUCUUCACCAUCUUGGCCUUCAAGGUCUGGCAGCCAAACGGCGUCUACAUGAACCGAGGCAACCAUGAGGCGGAGAUGGCCAACCACUUCUACGGAUUCUUCGGGGAGCUGGAGGUGAAAUAUGAGAAGCGCAUGAUUGACCUCUUUGCGGAAAUCUUCAGGGCCACCCCUUUGUGCCACGUCAUCAAUGACGAGGUCUUCGUGGUGCAUGGCGGCAUCCCGGGCCCGGAUCCCCGAGUCUGGUGGAAGGGCAUGGACAACCAGAUCAGCUUCGAUGGCCGUCAGAUCCAGAUUAGCCUCUCCGAAAUUGAGAACUCCAACCGCUUCAUGGAGCCCAACCCGGAUGAGAAUCCCCUGAUGGUGGAUCUUCUUUGGUCCGACCCCAAGGGAAAGGACGGCUAUGGCCCCUCGGGCCGCAUGUCCUCCGGCAUCUACCUGUUUGGCCCGGAUGUUUCCCGGAACUUCAUGGAGUUCAACGGCCUGAAGAUGACACUUCGGUCCCACGAGGUCAAGGCACAGGGCUACCGAUUCGAUCACGAGGGCGCCUACCCUCUCAUCACCGUGUUCUCAGCACCAAACUACGUGGACAAAGCGGGCAACAUGGCCUCCGUUGCGGUGCUGACCAACGACGGCACAAAGAUGGCCGGCCCCGAGUUCGUUCAGUACUCUGCCCAGCCACACCCCGAUGUGCCUUCGGGCGCCUACGCCGUGGGUGGCCCUCUCCACCCCGAGAGCGCGGCGGCACGGUGA